AUGAUGAAUCGUGCAACAACCACAAGCAAGGCUUGGAUCGUGGCGGCUAGUGUUGGAACUGUAGAGGCUUUGAAGGAUCAAGUUGGUAUCUGCAGAUGGAACUAUGCUUUAAGACAGGCUCAACAGCACCUUAGAAACCGUGUUAGAUCGUAUUCUCAAGCAAUGAACUUCUCUUCUUCUUCAGCUGUUGCUUGCAAAUUGAAGGAUGAGAAGAAGGCAAAGCAGGCAGAGGAGUCACUGAGGACUGUCAUGUACUUGAGCUGCUGGGGUCCCAAUUGA
Messenger RNA from Lathyrus sativus (Indian pea), 279 nucleotides. NCBI's taxonomy places the organism in Eukaryota, Viridiplantae, Streptophyta, Magnoliopsida, Fabales, Fabaceae. The record is from the annotation of a GenBank genome assembly.